Messenger RNA from Thyridium curvatum, 1452 nucleotides. RefSeq lists its product as uncharacterized. The transcript has a single exon. Gene Ontology annotation, biological process: protein O-linked glycosylation. The coding region runs from base 1 to 1452 and encodes 483 amino acids. Gene Ontology annotation, molecular function: alpha-1,3-mannosyltransferase activity. Lineage: Eukaryota; Fungi; Ascomycota; Sordariomycetes; Thyridiales; Thyridiaceae. Gene Ontology annotation, cellular component: Golgi apparatus. The record is from RefSeq and is a predicted model, not a curated record.
AUGCUUUCGGCAAUAGGAAAACAGAGGACAUCCAAAGUUCUAGCCACUGCCUUCCUUCUGGCAAUAGCGCUGUCAUUAUGGCUGCUCUAUCACCCUGAUCUUGGGUCCUCUACACAUAUACUACGCCCUGUACAUGAAAGACCAGCAACGAUAGACACCAGCGACACGGCAUCUGUCACAGCGGACAUUGUACACUACUUUACCAGUCAUCCUCUCGGGCCGCCAUAUAAGGAUGUCUUCGGCGAGUUGGGCGAAAGAUGUCGAAUAUUGGACGACUGGAUCGUCCUGGCAGACACAACUAAUGACGCCUCGAGAAGGAACAUGUUGUCAGCUGCUAUCGAGAAGACGGCAGCGCAGCACUUCCCCUUCCUGAAGAACCCGGGACACCUGACGAGCAAGGCUCCCCUAUCGGAACUACGCAGGUCCUUCACACCGGGCUCAGCCGGCAUCGUCAUCCCAACGAGCGAAGGCACGCUGCGCUUCGCGGCUCACCUGGUCGUUUCCCUCCGAUCAGUCCUCCACUCGAACCUACCAAUCCAAAUCACCUACGCCAGCGACAAUGAUCUCUCCGCGCAGAGCAGAUCCUACCUCCAGUCUCUAGUCGAGUCCGGCCCGCCACUCGAGUUCCUCGACAUCACCACCGUCUUCGACGACGCCUCCCUGGACCUCCAGCACGGCUCCUGGGCCAUCAAGCCCUUCGCGGCCCUGGCCUCGCGCUUCGAGCGCGUCAUCCUCCUCGACGCAGACGCCGUGUUCCUGCAGCCGCCCGAGGUCCUGUUCGAGCACGGCGCCUUCCGCGCCGCCGGCGCGGGAGCCCUGCUCUUCCACGACCGUCUGCUGUGGCAGCACGCCUUCGCGGAGCGCCACGAGUGGUGGAGGAGCCAGGUCCGGCGGCCGCCGAGCGCGGCGCUCAACAGGUCCAGGGUCUGGACGGAGGACUACGCCGAGGAGGGUGACUCGGGCGCCGUCGUCGUCGACAAGUCGCGCGCGGACGUCCUCGUCGGGCUGCUGCACGUCUGCUGGCAGAACACCAGGGCCGUGCGCGAGGAGGCCACGUACAGGAUGACGUACGGCGACAAGGAGAGCUGGUGGUUCGGGUUAGAGCUGGCGGGCGCGCGGUACGAGUUCGAAGAGCACUAUGCUGCUGUUGUGGGCUGGUUGGAGGGCGAGGAGGUGUGCAGCUUUGUCAUUGCCCACGUGGAUGAGCAGGAUCGGCUGUUGUGGUAUAAUGGGAGCUUACUGAAGAACAAGGGUAGGGAGGAGAUGAAACAUGAGUAUGAGGUUCCGGUGUAUUGGAUGGUGGAUGGGGAGUGGCGGAAAGGGGCUACAAAACAGGAUAUGAGCUGUAUGGCGAAGGGAGAGCCGAGGAGGCUAUCAGGGGACGAGAGAAGCAUUCUGGAGGCCAUGAUUGAGAGGGCACGAAAGAUAGAUCAAGGGCUGCAUCUAAGAUAG